Aphanomyces invadans is the source of this 1526-nucleotide messenger RNA. RefSeq lists its product as hypothetical. Lineage: Eukaryota; Oomycota; Saprolegniomycetes; Saprolegniales; Verrucalvaceae. The record is from RefSeq and is a predicted model, not a curated record. The transcript has 3 exons. The coding region runs from base 35 to 1048 and encodes 337 amino acids.
GGAAAACGUUGAAACUCUAUCCGGCGUGGAAUUCAUGAGUUGGCAGAACGCGGGUGAAUUUGGUCUGUUGCUGGCUGGUGGGACGAGCAGCUCGAUGGACGACGUGUCGUGGGACAUUGAGGGCGACCUCCAAUUCCUCUUUGCCACGGAUGUCGAGCUCCAGACUGACCUUGCAACAGUGUGUGACCUGUUGGGUAAGGCCGAGACUGACUCGUCUGAAUCGUCGACAACCGUCAAACGGAAAAGGAAACCCUCCAUGGCCCCGACGGGCGCACGAAAUCCACAUCAGUCCCGGCAACGACAGGAGCUUGAAACUCUCCAGCGUCAGGUCGAGGAACUCAAGGCAAAACUCGAAGUGGUAAAGCUCCAAGCGGCAUUCAAGCGAGAAAUGACUCCCGCGGAAGCCUUGGCCCGACUCCGGCAAACAGACGCCACCAUGGCACUCAAGGAAAACAAACGCCUACGAGAAGCAUUAGAUGCUCAGAAUUCUUUCAUUGGCAAGUUGAGGGCGUGCUUGAGGAAGAAACCGCGUCACGAGCUCUUGACGCAAGACGACUGGCGCGUGUUCAAGUUGGCUGCGCAGAAAUCCCUGCGCGAAGCUGCGGUGUUUGCAAUCGCUGAUCGCCAACUCCGACGAAAGGACUCGGCGUUCAUCAACGCCGGGCUCCUCGACUGCACCGACCCCAAGUACCAUUCACGUACGAUCAAGACACGCAACGAGCAUGCCGUCACGCUAGAAGUCGUCAUGAACUUUGAGCUGGCGGCGCCUCGUGACGUGAUCAGUGCUGCCGUCUGGGACGUAUUCAGCUGUGACUCGCCACCAGGAAUGUCCCCACACUCAACCGUGAUCCAAGAGCGAUUUGACCAGUAUACGCUGUACGAACAGUUCACCGAGGUCGCAUCGGGAGUAACGACCCAUUCGAAUCUGGUUCGCAAGUUUUACUGCGACGACGGACUAGAACACGUUAUCUUGUGGCGAUCUGUGCUGGACGAUGCUCUCGUCCCUGAGAUGGCCGACGGCACUGUCGAGGACGAAUGCGGAUGGUGAGGACCCGUUAUGCUCAACCUCGUGGACCUCUUCCGACGUCGUAGAAACUAGGAUUGUCAUAACUCCGGUCGACACCAAGUCGUGCCGGCUGACUCUCCUCCUCCAUGCAGUCUUUGACCCGACGACACUUCCGCCUCAGGUCCUUAAACAAGUCGACAACCUCACGGUCGAAGCCAUCACAGCGGCCAUCGACAAACUGAACGUGGUCGAAGUACCCCGUAUCAACGACGGCAAGUACCCAUGUCCAACCAAGUCGCAGCCGAGCCCAGAUGUACUUAUGGGCUACGCACCGUUCAUUCAACGAGGCAAUGAAUUCGAAGUCGCUCUGCAUGUUGCUGUGAAUGCCGCUAUCCACAAGUUCCAGGCCGAGAGCGGCCUUCUUCCGGAUUGCGCCGUCGAAGGAGUCGACAAGACAUAGACGAAACCCCCAUCGUGUCGUUCUUAUUAGAUUCAAGAAUAUAUUCUUAUUCAAUCACUA